This is a messenger RNA of Candidula unifasciata, 357 nucleotides long. The record is from the annotation of a GenBank genome assembly. NCBI's taxonomy places the organism in Eukaryota, Metazoa, Mollusca, Gastropoda, Stylommatophora, Geomitridae.
AUGCUGUUUAUAGGCAGAACCAUCAACGGCUUUGCAUUAGGAUGGGGUCUUGGUCUGGCUCCUACCUACAUCAUGGAGAUGUGUCUGCCUCACCAGAAAGGAACAGCCGCCAUGGCCAGCACGAUAGCCCAAAGUGCAGCAUUAGUUGUAUGUCACGUGUGUGGGUUCGAAGAGUUGCUUGGCAACCGAGAGCGUUGGCUCUAUCUGAUUGGUUUGCCCUUGAUAUUGCUGUGUCUGCAGUUGAUUCUUCUACCACUGUGCCCACAGAAUCCCAGAUAUCUGCUAAUGAAACGGAACGACGAGCCAGGGGCUAUCAGAGGUGAUACGCUGCUACUGUUUCUACUGUUACAUUACUGA